CUGAUAUGAAUAUUUCCAAGAAAAUUCACCUAAAAAGGAAAACUUAAAAUUCUCUACAAGUAGCACGCGCUUGCAUAACGACACCCGUUCGAGUUCGAAUCGCCCGAAUUCGUUCUAAAGUCGCAACUAUCUGAUCACCGGUAAUUUGUCCGAUAGCGAAUCGAACUUUUCGAAUAUUUGAAUUUUAAUCGCUGUUCAAUGUUGCGUGUAGUCGAAUGAACAAUCUUUGAAUCGAGAAGCGAAUUCGCAAUUUGGAAGAAACAGUGACAUCAUCAAGAUGGUGCUGAAGAUGUCCAGGGUGAAGUACGCACCAUUGCUGGUCUUCCAGCUGGUGCUUAUGGUGUUAUACUUCAUAUUCGUCAGAUACGGCGAUGGCAAAGACGCUGGAGUCAAAGGUUUCGAAGACACCCACGUGAUGAUCUUCAUCGGUUUCGGGUUUCUAAUGACCUUCCUCAAAAAGUACUGCUACAGUGCCCUUGGCUUCAACUGGCUGCUGGCUGCCCUGGUCAUCCAAUGGGCACUGCUGUGUCAAUCUUUCUAUCAUAUGGAAGAUAAUAUCAUCAGGGUCACUAAGAAAUCCUUACUUGAGGCGGACAUCAUGUCGGCGACAGUGCUGAUCACCUUCGGAGCGCUCCUCGGGGUGACCAGCGGAGUCCAGCUGCUCUUCAUUGCCAUCGUGGAGACCGCAGUCGCUUGCCUGAACCUGUGGCUCGUGGCAGAUAUCUUUAAGGCGGCCGAUGUUGGUGGUUCCAUAGCCAUCCACACGUUCGGUGCUUACUUCGGUCUUGGAGUCAGUCUUGCCUUGAAGCCAAAGCCAAGCCCUGAGGCUCCAGCCACGAACGGCAACGCAGUCCCAACGGUCGACUUGAAUGGGCCGACCUAUAUCUCUGACGUCACUGCUAUGAUUGGCUCUAUUUUCCUGUGGAUCUACUGGCCAUCUUUCAACUCGGGCUUGACCAAUACCGACGCGGAGUACCAACGGGCUGUUAUUAACACUUACUUGUCCCUGGCUGCUGCUACAGUGACCACCUUCAUAAUCUCUUCAGCAGUGAGCAAGCACCAGGGUCGGUUCGACAUGGUGCACAUUCAGAACUCCACGUUAGCCGGUGGAGUGGCGGUCGGGUCGGUGUGCAAUAUGCACAUCGGGCCGGGAGGUGCCAUCGCUGUAGGCAUUGGAGCUGGUCUCCUGAGUGUGGUGGGGUACCGGUUCUUGACGCCAAAACUGACCAAGCUUGGUAUCCUGGACACCUGUGGAGUCAACAACCUCCACGGUAUGCCAGGGCUGUAUUCAGGGUUGCUGUCUGUUCUCUUCGCUGCACUGGCCACCAAAGAUGCUUAUGGGGCUCCUGAGCUGGUCUCUGUUUUUGGGGCUAUGGAUGAGGGUGGAAGGACGGCUUCAAACCAAGCUUUGUACCAAUUCAUCGCUCUAGCUGUAACGUUCGUGCUGUCUCUAGUUUCUGGAUUUUUGACAGGUUUACUAUCUAAGCUGCCCAUCUUCGAAUCCCUGAAGGAGACCGAAAAAUACGACGACGAAAUUAACUGGGAAUUGCCCUAAUCGAGUUUUCUACAAUUGGCCCUUUAUUUCCAACUGGAAUUUAACACAAUUUCGACGAAAUAAAGGCAAACCUUUGGGUGUCUGUAUCCCCGGGGAAAAUUAUACAGAUAUUAUGUAAUGCAAAAUUGUUUUGUAACUUAUCCUGAACCUUGGGGUCGGGACCAACGUCAUAAUUAUGAAUCUUGUAAAGGUAAUAUUAAGGUUGCAUUUCGUGAAUGAUUUUUUUAUAGGUGAUUCUGCUGCUUGAAAAAAGUAAGCUCAAGUCUCUGAUUAAGCAUUCUACAAAAUAUAGAGUCACUAUUAUAGUUUAAGCAAGACUCUUACUUUAAAAUCAUAACUACUAACGUUACUUUUUCUUCCACCAUUUUAGCCAAGCAUUUUUGCAAAUAUCAAUUACUAAAAAAUGCCUGUCUAAUAUUUUGUUCUUUUGUAAGUAAUCAAUAAAAAACUUAGUUCACGAGAUCAGUAUUAUGUAUUUAUAAAUAGCAAUUAUUGUAAUAUUAAGUUUCCAGUCGAAUGGUGGUAUAAAAUAACUUUUUAUUAGUUUUAGCUCUCUACCAAAGAUAUUAACAAUUUAAUUCUUCUGAUACAAGUUGCAUUUACUUUGAAUAAUUUCAAAUCAUAGGGGUCUAUUUUAAAAUACUGUAACUUCAGUUUGCAAGAACGAGAGAGAUAGUGACAAAUGUUAUCAAAGCCUGAGACAGGAGAGUCGUUUGUCAAAAUGGUUUUAGCUAAGUGGGCCCUAUGCAAACCAUUUAAUCAAACAAAACAUAAAUAGUACAUUCAGUAAAUGCAAAUAUAAUUAAUUGUUACUGGAGUGUAACGCUUGAAUUAUUUGGUAUUGAAAUAAUUACUGUUUCAUUUCAAUUUUGUUGUUUUGUUUCUAUCAUUAAUUUUACGUUACAAAGAAUUUAUGUUGAUUUAGUUGCAUGUAUAAAAGUAUAAUGUAUUUUUAUAAUAAUGGCAAUAAAAUCAUUUUUAAAUUUUUAAUUGUAAAUGUUACUUAUAUUAUUAUACUAACAAAAUAAACAAUAAUUUACCUGAAAA
Molecule: messenger RNA, 2602 nt
Organism: Ostrinia nubilalis (European corn borer)
Lineage: Eukaryota; Metazoa; Arthropoda; Insecta; Lepidoptera; Crambidae
Gene: Rh50
Product: ammonium transporter Rh type B-B
Exons: 10
Coding region: 278-1555 (425 amino acids)
Biological process (GO): ammonium transmembrane transport; ammonium homeostasis
Cellular component (GO): plasma membrane
Molecular function (GO): ammonium channel activity
Source: RefSeq, a predicted model, not a curated record